AGUCUUAUUAAAAGCGGAGCCACGAUCGGAAGUCCGGGAAUUCGUGGAACGCGCUCGUUAUUGUCCCACAAGUCGUGAUCUAAGAGAAAGAGAGAGUGAAACAAAAAGAGAAAACGAAAAAUUUGAUACAGUAAUUCAAACUAAUUUCCGGCACGAAAACCAAUCUAAAAGAAAGCAGCAGCGGCACAGCAGCAUGACGGCCAACGGGGAGCCCGGCGCGAACAGCGACGAGAGCAGCUUGAACACUUUGCCUCUGCCGGACAUCCGCACCUCACCCAUGCCCAACGGCAACAGCAAUAGCAGCCACAAGAGCUCCACUGUCAUCGAGAGCCAGCCCAAGCGGCGGGUCAGCAUCAUAGCCGAUCCGCCGAUGAUCGGCGGCGCCAGCGGCGGGGCCGCCGGCUACGACAAUCUCGCCUACGAGCAGAAUCCCAGACGCAAAAUAUCCCAGACGUCGACGCAUUCGCACACCGAAAUCGGCCCAGCCAGAAGAAGAAGCAUUCUGAAAGAGCCCUCGCUGCAUACCAAUGACAACGAAAGCGAUCGCGGAUCAACGCACAGCUAUGAAAACUAUCGGCAAAGUGCAUUGGAUGUGCUCAAUGCCAAGUACCAGGGGCAUCAGCAUCAGCCGCCGCAGUCGCAGGACGGGGCUAACUAUGUGGAGGACUCGUGGAUCUACACCUUCUGCCUGAAGUGUCGCGGCGAGGAGCCAAGCGAGUCCUGGGAGCCGUCCUUCUGGCAGAAAGUCUUUCCCUACCCGCUCUGUCCCACCUUCAGGACAUUCUCUCGCCUCAUCGUUCUCAUUCUGAUUGGUCUACUACUCUGGAUUGUAGCUUUUGUGAUCAUUGGGGACACAGCUGCCCCGGGUGGGCAGCUCUUCAGCCUGGUGGUGCUCACGGUGGCCGCCAAUUUCGGUGGCUACAUAAUAUCCCUGACCACCCUGCCGCGUCUCAUUGGCAUGCUGCUGGUGGGCAUACUCUUUCAGAACGUCGGCUGGGUGGAUCUCGAAGGGGACUUCUCGAAAGUGACCGGGCAUUUGCGCAAGUUUGCCCUGACCAUAAUCCUGACUCGAGCUGGCCUCGAAAUGGAGCCGGAAGCCUUCAAGAAGGUCUACAAAACGAUUCUCAAGCUGGGCAUCGUGCCCUGGAUCGUGGAGGCGGCUGUCAUGACGGUCAUGUCGCACUAUCUGCUCGACCUGCCCUGGAUGUGGGGCUGUCUGCUGGGCUCCAUCAUUGCCGCCAUCUCCCCGGCUGUCGUCGUGCCGUGCCUCUUCAGGCUGCGCACCAAGGGCUACGGCGUGGUCAAGGGCAUUCCCACCUUGGUGGUGGCUGUGGCCGGCGUGGACGAUGCCCUCUCCGUGGCCAUCUUCGGCAUCAUCAGUACAAUCAUGUUCUCCGACAAGGGAGUGGGCUACCAGAUUGCCCAGGCACCCGUCUGCAUUCUGGGCGGUCUGGCCUUUGGCGUCAUCUGGGGCUCCAUUGCGCGCAUCUUUCCCGAGAAGGGCGACGCCUAUGUGGUGCCCCUUCGCACGCUCAUGCUGUUCGCUGGCAAUCUGGUGGCCAUCUAUGGCAGCGAGGAGCUGGGCUUUGAGGGCCUUGGGCCGCUGGGCGUGGUCUUCUCAUCCUUCGUAUCGAAUCUGUUCUGGUGCAAAGACGGCUGGGAUGUCGACGACAAUCCCGUAUCGACGGCCUUCGAGAUCUUCUGGAUGAUCUUCGAGCCGAUUCUCUUUGGCCUCACCGGCGCCACCAUCAAAAUCGACGAGCUGGACUCGCACACAGUUUCCAUUGGCGCGGCCUGCAUCUUCGCAGGCGUCGUCAUACGCAUCUUCAUCACGGCUGGCAUUGCCGUCGGCGAUCGGCUGAACACCAAGGAGAAGUUCUUCGUGGGUCUCUCCUGGAUGGCCAAAGCGACGGUGCAGGCUGCCCUGGGGCCCGUCGCACUGAAGAAUCUGGGUAGCGAUGCGACGGCCGAGGAGCGCAAAUGGGCCGAAAUUGUGCAGACCGUUUGCGUCUUCAGCAUCGUCCUCACAGCUCCACUCGGUGCCAUCCUGAUAUCCAUAACGGGCACCAGAAUGCUGAAGAAGACGAAGCAGCCGCAGAUCCUCACCGGCUGGCGACGCAGUCAUCGUCCCUCCAUACGCGACAUCAGCAUCAUCGACGAGGAGGAGGAGCGCGAAGAUCCCGAGACGCCCAGGGAUAAGGAGACCGACGACAAUACCCAGAGCAAUGCCCACUUAACAAAUCUAUCGUACACCGCAAACAAGUAGAGUCCUCCUGUGAUCUGCUUCUGCUCCAGUUAUUGUUGGCCUAAGAUAAAAUGUUGAUUGUUAUUAUACGAAACCUUAGCUUAGUGGAAUCACAUUCCAGAUAUAAUAAUUCCAUAAUAAUAAUAAGUUCAAAACCAA
Drosophila navojoa is the source of this 2404-nucleotide messenger RNA. Its product is annotated as sodium/hydrogen exchanger 9B2. The record is from RefSeq and is a predicted model, not a curated record. Gene Ontology annotation, molecular function: antiporter activity. NCBI's taxonomy places the organism in Eukaryota, Metazoa, Arthropoda, Insecta, Diptera, Drosophilidae. Gene Ontology annotation, cellular component: membrane. Gene Ontology annotation, biological process: proton transmembrane transport.